Messenger RNA from Syngnathus acus (greater pipefish), 7830 nucleotides. RefSeq names its product SET binding factor 1 (gene sbf1). The record is from RefSeq and is a predicted model, not a curated record. The transcript has 43 exons. Lineage: Eukaryota; Metazoa; Chordata; Actinopteri; Syngnathiformes; Syngnathidae. Bases 164 to 6001 code for a protein of 1945 amino acids.
GGCUGUCAGGGAAGGCAGACUGACAGUAUGGCGGCGGGGUACAGCUGGAAGGAUGCUACCGUUGCCAGCGAUGUGGCCGUCGCCGGCAGGACGUAAAUGGACUAUUGACGGUGCCGAAAGAAGAGGAAUCAACGCGAGAGACCCGUCGCCGUGAACGCCCGCCAUGGCCCGGCUCGCCGACUACUUUGUGGUGGUCGGUUACGACCUCGACAAGCGAGUGGAAGGCGAAGGCGAGGGUCAAGGUCGCAUUCUCCAGCGGUUUCCUGAGAAAGACUGGGAGGACAGCCCGUUCCCACAAGGCGUCGAGCUGUUCUGCCAACCCAGCGGUUGGCAGCUGGUCCCCGAGCGUCAACCCGCCUCCUUCUUCGUAGCAGUUUUGACCGACAUUAACUCAGAGCGUCACUACUGCGCCUGCUUCACUUUCUGGGAGGGCCACGACAACCCACAACUGCAGAAGACGCGGGACGUGGACGAGGUGGACGAGGAGCCGACUAUCAUCCAGCCGGCUCAGGUCUUUGCCCCCAAGAGUCUGGUGCUGGUGUCUCGGUUGGACUACACCGAUGUUUUCAGGAACUGCCUGGCCUUGGUCUACACCGUCCACGUAGAAGGCCUGACUGUCCCCUUAGAGACGGUCAUCGGGAAUCUACUCACAUGUAUCAUCCCCAUCGCCGGAGGCUCCCAGAUAAUUGAGUCCCCAGUUUGUAGUUUAGACCAAGUUCCUCAGGUCCUGGCCUGUGACUGGCUGCUGGCCUGUCUCCAGCCAGGCCAGGAGGAGAGAGUGGAGAGUUUGCGGACCAUCACAUUAGGCGCCGGAGACCGGCAAGUUAUCCAGACUCCCAUCGAUGACUCGCUACCCGUCAGCGGCAGCAGCGUGGCCCAGCUGUUCCGGCAGCUCGGGAUCAUCAACGUGCUGUACCUGUUCUGUGCCGCCCUGUCGGAACACAAAAUCCUGUUCCUGUCUAGCAGUUACCAGCGGCUAACAGACGCCUGCCGGGGAUUGCUAGCUAUCAUGUUCCCCCUCAAAUACAGCUUCACAUACGUUCCUAUCCUGCCUGGGAAACUGCUGGAGGUCCUGAGCACUCCCACUCCUUUUAUAAUCGGCGUCAACUCGUUUUUCCGAUCCGAGACGCAAGAACUGUUGGAUGUCAUCAUCGCUGACCUGGACGGUGGCACCGUCACCAUCCCGGAGUGCGUUCACAUCUCCCUGCUCCCCGAGCCGCUCCUCCAGCAGACUCAGACUGCACUCUCCAUGGUUUUGGAUCCUGAAUUGGAAGUUGCUGAUCACGCCUUCCCGCCUCAGUCCUCGCUACCUUCGGCACCUAAGAUCCAGGAUAAGGAGAUCCGGGCAAUCUUCCUGUGGCUGUUUGCUCAGCUUUUCCAGGGUUAUCGCUGGUGUUUACAUAUCAUCCGCAUUCACCCGGAACCAGUUAUUCGCUUCCAUAAGGCGGCCUUCCUCGGCCAACGAGCGCUGACGGAAGACGACUUCCUCAUGAAGGUGUUGGACGGCAUGGCCUUCGCAGGCUUCGUGUCAGAGAGGGGCCCUCCCUACAGAGCAACGGAUUUGUUUGAUGAACUGGUAGCCAAUGAGGUGGAGAGGAUACGACAAGAAGAGACCUCGCCACACAAAGUCAUGAACCAUGUCAAGGAGUUGGCCGAGCAGCUAUUUAAAAAUGAAAACCCCUACCCGGCAGUGACCAUGCACAAAGUCCAGCGGCCGUCGGAAAACGGCCAGAAAGCCAAUCAGAGCCAGAGCCCCUUCCCCGUCCUGGACGAGGUGACGGUACAGCUUUUUAUCGAUCACGCCACUGCCAAGCUCAAGACGGCGCCGCCGGUCGUCAAGGCAGAUGUCAAGAGCAUGGUGCCGUCCGGACCCCCGUUGGGAGACAUGGUGGACCGGAACAGCAACGUGAUGGCCAACAGCGCCCGCCGGCUGGAGGUUGUUCGGAAUUGCAUCACACACAUCUUUGAGAACAAAAUGCUGGAGGCCAAGAAGCUGAUGCCAGCUGUACUUCGAGCUUUGAAGGGUCGGGCAGCUCGAGUGUGUUUGACUCAGGAGCUCAAUCAGCACGUCUUACAGAACCGGGCGGUUCUGGAUGACCAGCAGUUUGACUAUGUCGUCCGAAUGAUGAACUGCACCUUACAGGACUGCUCGCAUAUCGACGAACAUGGCAUUGCAGCGGCUCUCCUGCCAUUGGUCACGGCCUUUUGCAGAAAAUUAGGGGCAGGCAUCACUCAGUUUGCAUACAGCUGCGUACAAGAGCACACGGUGUGGACCAACAUGCAGUUCUGGGAGGCCAUGUUCUACAGCGACGUACAGAACCACAUCAGGGCACUUUACCUGGAGACGGAGGACGGGGAGCAUCAGAACCACAACGAGCAGCAGGAGGGAUCAAGCGGGCGGGAAAUCGGCGCGCUGGAGCUGGCGUCGGAGCAGAGCCGCCUGUGGCCGACGCUCGGGAAGGACAUGCAGGCGGAGCGCGUGCAGAAGGAGGAGAGCACCGUGUUCAGCCAGGCCAUCCACUACGCCAACAGGAUGAGCUACCUGCUGCUGCCGCUGGACACCAGCAAGAACCGCCUGCUCAGGAGCUCGGGGCUCGCCGAGGUGGAGAGCGUCAGCAACAGCUACGUGACCAACAGUAUUGCGGGAAGCAUGGCGGAGAGUUACGACACAGAGAGCGGCUUCGAGGACGCCGAGAGCUCCGACGUGGCCAACUCGGUGGUGCGCUUCAUCAACCGCUUCGUGGACAAAGUCUGCAAUGAGAGCGGCGUGACCAACGAGCACCUGAAGGCUCUCCACACCAUGAUACCGGAUAUCGUUCAGAUGCACAUCGAGACGUUAGACGCGGUCCACCGCGAGAGUAAACGACUGCCGCCGAUCCAAAAGCCCAAGCUGCUGAGGCCGACCCUUUUGACAGGCGAGGAGCUGGUGAUGGACGGCAUGCGCGUUUACCUCAUUCCGGACGGGCGCGAGGAGGCCACCGGCAUGAUGGGAGGCCCGCCCUUGCUCCCCGCGGAGGGGGCCAUCUUCCUCACCACUUACCGGCUCAUCUUCAAGGGCACUCCCACCGACCCGCUGGUGGGCGAGCAGGUGGUGACCCGUUCCUUCCCCAUCGCGUCAUUGACCAAGGAGAAGAGGAUCUCUGUCACUUUACCCAUGGAGCAGUAUGUUCAGGAGGGCUUACAGUUACGAUCGUGCACGUUUCAGUUGCUGAAGAUCGUGUUCGACGAGGAGGUGGCGGCUGACCUGGCGGAGGUUUUCAGGAAGCACAUGCACAAGCUACGCUACCCCCAGCACGUGCAAGGAACGUUCGCCUUCACCGUCGGUCAGAGCAGCAAGCUGGUGGUGGAGCACAAGACCAAGGAUAAGAACCAGUCACUCAGGACAAUUUCCAAAAACCUGGUCAAAAGCGCGAAGCGGACCAUCAACCGGCAGUAUGUGGCGAAGAAGAAGUACUCUCCGCCUACCUGGGAGAACAGGAGCAGCUUACAGUCGGAACUCGACGAGGAUGAAAUAUCAGUCUCGGAGGAGGUGGAGCAGAGCUCCCUGACGCUGUCCUCCACCAUCCGCUCUUCAGACAGACAGACCAUGAGCAACGUGGUGGAGCGAGCGUGUUGCCGUGACUACCAGCGCAUGGGCCUGGGCACGUUGAGCAACAGCUUGACCCGCUCCAAGAACGAGCCCUUCCGGAUCUCAACCGUCAACCGCAUGUACACGGUGUGCAGGAGCUAUCCCGGCCUGCUCAUCGUCCCGCAGAGCAUCCCGGAUUCCACCAUCCAGAGAAUCUGCCGCUGCUACCGGCAGAACCGCUUCCCCGUGGUUUGCUGGCGGAAUUCCCGGACCAAAGCUGUGCUCCUGCGAUCGGCGGGCCUCCACGCAAAAGGGGUGGUGGGCUUUUUUAAAUCGCCCAAUGCCCCAACUUCAGUGCCCUCCCAGGCAGACUCCACUAGUCUGGAGCAGGAGAAAUACCUGCAGGCCAUUAUCAGCUCCAUGCCCUCUUACAGCGAGAGCAGUGGCAGGAACACGCUCAGCGGCUUCACCUCAACCCACAUGAGUGCUUCAGACUCGUCGGAUAAGCUGCGGCAGCCAAAAAUCGGCGCUCUGAUGAAGCAAGUGAUGGGGGCCAAGGAGGACGUGCCCGGAACCUUCAGCAGAGGAGCUCUUGGUCAAAGGGCCAAAGUCAUCUCCCUCUCUCAGCCCAAAAUGUCUGGCAAGGCCAGGAACUCUACCAGAGGGAAAUGGGGGAGCAUCCGAGGCAGCGGGCGUCUCAGCGCCUACAACCCGGACGUGGGGACGCGUCUCGCUGGGAAGGAGUCGCCGCAGCCCAAUGGCGGGCCCAGUGAGGCCUUGUUCCUCCGCCAGCACAGGGCUUACCUCUACAUUAUUGGGGACAAGGCCCAGCUCAAGGGCGGGAAGCAGGACUCCUUCCAGCAGUGGGAGGUGGUGCCCAUUGAGGUGUGCGACGUGCGGCAGGUGAAGAACAGCUUCAAGAAGCUGAUGAAGGCCUGCGUGCCCAGCUCCGCCUCCUCGGACCCCAACACCAAUUUCCUGCGCUGCCUGGAAGAUUCGGAGUGGAUGGCGCUGCUGCACAGGGUGCUGCAGGUGUCCGUCCUGGUGGUGGAGCUGCUGGACACGGGAUCAUCCGUCAUGGUCAGCCUGGAGGACGGCUGGGACGUCACCACCCAGGUGGUGUCGUUGGUGCAGCUGCUGUCCGACCCCUACUACCGGACGUUCGAUGGCUUCCGGCUGCUGGUGGAGAAGGAGUGGCUGUCGUUCGGACACAGGUUCAGCCAGCGCGGCGCGCAGACGCUCGGCAGCCAGAGCAGCGGGUUCACCCCCGUCUUCCUGCAGUUCCUCGACUGUGUGCAUCAAAUCCACCUACAGUUCCCCAUGGAAUUUGAGUUCAGCCAGUACUACCUGAAGUUCCUGGCCUAUCACUAUGUGUCCAACCGUUUCCGCACCUUCCUGCUCGACUCGGACUACGAGCGCAUUGAACUCGGAGUCCUCUAUGAGGAAAAAGGUGAGAGGAGAAGUCCUCAGGUUUGCAAGUCCGUGUGGGACUACAUCGACCGGCUUAACAAGAAGACGCCGGUCUUUUUCAACUACAUGUUCGCCCCAGAGGACGAUGAGGUGCUCCGGCCAUACACUUUCAUCUCCAACCUGAAAGUGUGGGACUACUACACGGAGGAGACGCUCUCGGAGGGGCCGUCGUACGAUUGGGAGCUGCGGGGACGCCAGGAUCGGGCGGCGGCGGAAGAGACGCCCGACAAGCCCGACAGCGGCGCGCCCAAGUCGCGGCGGCGCGCCGUCUGGCCGUGCUUUGACAGCCUGAGCAAAACGUUGCCUGACGCCAUCACCAAGCUGCUGCAGGAACUGCAGACGCUGGAGGGGGAGCUCGGCCAGGCGUCUGAAAAGUGGAAGGACACGUGGGAUAAGAUCAAGGCCGCUCAGAGGAACGAGGCCAAACUGGAGAGCAAGCCGUCGUUCUCCAGCUCGCUGCUCAUGUCCUCCAACCUGAGCCACCAGCGGCGUUCCCAGGGCGUCUACCUGCAGGAGAGCGGCGUGGGCUCCUCCAUCAACUUGGGCCUGGACUGCGAGGUGAGCGCCACCUCCACUCCGGUGGCGGGCCGCCCAAGCACCAGCACGCUCUACAGCCAGUUCCAGAGUACCGAGAGCGAGAACAGAAGUUUCGAAGGCAUUUUGUUCAAGAAAGGCGCUCUACUGAAACCAUGGAAACCACGAUGGUUUGUGCUGGACAAGACAAAACAUCAGCUGCGGUAUUACGAGAGCAGGCAGGACAAAGUGUGCAAAGGCGUCAUUGAGUUGGCCGACGUGGAGUCCAUCCUUCUGGGGACGCCCACCAUGGGAUCGCCCAAAAACAUUGAGGAGAAAGCCUUCUUCGAUCUCAAGACCACCAAACGAGUGUACAACUUUUGCGCCCAGGAUAGCCUCAAGGCUCAGCUGUGGAUGGACAGUGUUCAGAGCUGCCUCUCGGACGCCUAGACGGGAGACGGCCCGCACUCUUGAACUGCAAUAUCUCAGUGUUUUUAGUAGAAAAGAAGAAAACAGGGGUGGGAGGAGGAAAAAAAAAAAAAAAAAAGCGGCUGCGGUCCGACCACACGGAAUCAUUCCACGUCUUGUGCGACGCGUCCGGCAUGAAGAUUUCAUCCCGACUCUCCUUCUUACUAACCCUAGCCACCCUCCCCUUGUUCCAGAUUUAACUUUGUAAAAAAACUCAAGGGGGGAAUGACGGAGAAGCUGCCGGAUCUCAAUUUGGGACCACCAGUGACGGUUCAUGAAGGAUUUUUAGUCUAUUUUUUUGUUGUUGUCUCUGCCACCACAAUCUCAAGAAAGAUAUACUGUGAAAGCCCAUCAGAAUCUCCUCUGCAAGUGUUUACAAAGUGGACAAAAGCUCCCUUCCCUUGACACUAACCACUAUAAACAAACGUGUUAAGGGACAUAGAAGGAAAAAACAAAACAAAGACGUGAUCCUACGGGAUGAAAAAGCUGCAUUAUGGAACUUAUUUUGACCGAAACUCCAGAACUCCCACAAAAAUGCGACACCCUGAAGGCAACACAGGCAAAAAUGAAUGGAUUUGAUUGGGUGGUCUAUCACAUCUCUCAUAGUAAUUAUUAAAAUGAUUUGAGCUACUCCUCAGGAUGUGGACUGUGCAGUGGCCUCGUUCCAAGAUUCUGGGUUCGAAUCCGGGCUUCUUGUGUUGAGUGCAUGUACUUCUCCUUCCUCCCACAAACAUGCACAUAAGGUCAAUUGAAGACUCUAAAACGCCCCGAGAUGUGUGUGUGUACUUAUUUGUCCCGACAUCACACCCCAAAGUCUGUUGGCAUAAGCUCAAGAAGCCACUGAAAAUAGUUGGAUCGGUGUAGAGAUGAAAAUGGAGAGGACCUAGUAUGGAACCUUGUGGAACCUUCAGCAAAAGAUCAAAUAGUGUGGUUUAGAAGCCCUUAUUUGUGAAUUGAACUCAAAUUUCCCCAAAAUGUUUUUAAAUCAGAUCGAGCAAAAAUUUAACGUCAUUGUUGUUAUCACUCAGAUUAGUCGGAGCUAUUCCUCAGGAUGAAGGCAGCACGGUGGCCCCAAGUUUCUGGGUUCGAAUCUGGACUUACUGUGUGAGGUCAUCAACUUCAUAUUGUCCUUAAACGUGACUUGGAGUGGUCAUUUGUCUAUCACCAUUGACUGGUGACCAGUCCAGGAUGUCCCCUGAAUAAUGAAUGAAUGAAUUAAGUAUAAAUAGAACUAUUCAUCAGAAUAGUAAGUCUACAAUUCCCCUUGUAGGGAUGCAUUGAAGUCCCAUAAAUGUAUGUCACAUGACCGUAAUCCCUCAAACGCAUCACCGUUCACCCUUUGCACGCACAUUGUUAAAAUUUCUUCCCCCACUAUGUAAAAUAUCCUGCUGUUUGUUGAACAUAACUUUUGUUUAUUUUUUAAAUUGUAGAUUUUUCUUUUUGAGAGGGACCUUUCACCCCUUUUCUGUAUAUACUACCCCAGAUUGUAUGUAACGUUUAUAGUAGUAAUUUAUUUAACUUUUCCCUUUACAAAAGUUCCUCAAAUACCACUUUUAAAAUCUAGGAAUUCAAUGUGCCAUUGGUUUAUUUCUGUAUUAAUGUGACUAAUGCUUUUUUUUUUGUACCGUGCAAGUAAAUCCCCUUUUUUUUUUUUUUUUUUUUAAACACAGUUGUCCUUAUUCAGUUUCUACCAUUCACACAAGAGUGGAAAUGUGUGUUGUGAAAUCCAGUGGGCUACUUUUUUUUUUUAAUGGCUGAUUGGAUCAAACCGUUGCUAGAAUGCAGUUGAAAUAAAUGUCUGACACAUGAAG